Messenger RNA from Candidula unifasciata, 1701 nucleotides. The record is from the annotation of a GenBank genome assembly. NCBI's taxonomy places the organism in Eukaryota, Metazoa, Mollusca, Gastropoda, Stylommatophora, Geomitridae.
AUGUCUACCGGUGAACCACAAGAGGGAAUGAUUCUAGCAAAUGGUCAUGCUAACAGUGCAGCAGAUGGUGCUUUAAAGAUUUUCAAACGUGAUCCACAAAACAGAAUCUUUGUCAAUCGUGGUCUGCACCUGGAUAAAAUCAAGUUCUAUGGGUUUGAUAUGGACUAUACACUUGCUGUGUAUAAAUCUCCAGAUUAUGAAGCAAUGGGGUUUAAUCUGUUAAAAGAAAGACUCAUACAGAUUGGCUACCCUGAGGCCAUCAGGCUCUUUGAGUAUGAUCCAUCAUUCCCAGUGAGAGGGCUGUGGUUUGAUAAAACUUAUGGCAACUUGCUGAAAGUGGAUUCCUAUGGCAACAUUCUUGUUUGUGUACAUGGAUUUCAGUUUCUGAAACCGCACGAGGUUGCUGACCUGUAUCCAAACAAGUACAUCCACCUGGAUGAUAAGAGAAUCUAUGUCCUGAACACGCUCUUCAACAUACCAGAAACCUACAUGCUAGCCUGUGUUGUUGAUUACUUUGCCAGCAACAAGGAAUACACCAAAACAAAAACCGGAAUUACAAUGGGAAGUGUCCACAUUUCAUACAAGUCCAUUUUUCAAGAUGUCCGAGGUGCUGUUGAUUGGCUCCACUUACAUGGAGAAAUGAAAAACUGUACUGUAGCCAACCUAGACAAAUAUGUUCAUCGUGAUGAAAAGCUUCCUGUUCUUCUUGAAAGGAUUCGACAUGUAGGGUCAAAAUGUGUUCUGAUCACAAACAGUGGUUAUGAGUACACCAAUAAAAUAAUGGAGUUUUUGUUGGAUUUCCCAGAAACACAUGGAAAAAGGCACUGGACAAGUUAUUGGGACUGUGUCAUAGUUGAUGCGGCCAAGCCGUUGUUCUUUGAAGAUGGGACCAUUUUGAGAAGAGUUGAUACAACUACAGGAUCUCUAAGUUUAGGCCGUCACUUGGGGCCCAUCAAAAGUGGAGAAAUUUACUCAGGGGGAUCUUGUGAAGUGGUAUCACGUCUGCUAGGAGCUAGAGGUAGUGAUGUAUUGUAUGUUGGAGAUCACAUUUUCGGGGACAUUCUCAAGUCAAAGAAAAUCAGGGGCUGGAAAACAUUUCUCAUCAUCCCAGAACUGUCCAUGGAGCUGAAGGUGUGGACUGAGAAGAAACAACUGUUUGAGAAUCUCACUAGGAUCGAAAUAGCUCUGUCUGAUAUUUAUAGACAUCUGGACAGUAGCACAGACCAGAGGCCUGACACAUCUAACAUUAGCCAUUCCCUCAGGACUGUGGUUCAUGAGCUAGACAUGUCUUAUGGAAUGCUUGGAAGCCUCUUUAGAAGUGGUUCCAGGCAGACUUUCUUUGCAUCCCAAGUGAGGAGAUAUGCUGAUAUUUAUGCUGCUUCCAUUUUAAACCUGCUGCAUUACCCAUUUUGCUACAUGUUCAGGGCUCCAGCUAUGCUGAUGCCUCACGAAGCUACUGUUGAUCAUUAUGCUGGCCGUGAGCCUGAACCACAGCCAGUAGUGAGUCGCAGUCGUUCUUCCACCGAUACAAUCCUAGAAACCCCAACAUGCAAGCGUUCACGGGUAAACGAAGAUCUGCCUCAUGCCUGGGCUGAAACACCACGGGAGAUGGUACACAUUCAUGAUGAUGGAGACUCGGAAGAGGAGCAGUCUGCGAGUCCAUACACUAACGGCAGUCCAGAUGCUGAGGAGAAAGUUCAG